CCACUCCGCCCACCAGCUGGUCGAACCACAAAACGCCCUCACAACCCGCCAUCAUGGCGAGCCAAACGGCAUCAAAUUCCUACCUGGGCGAGAAGCCAAACACGCGCCGCUCAGGAAAGUCACCUUCGCGAUCAGGAAAGUCACCAUCGCGAUCACCAGCACCAAACGGUCGGAAGCAGCAGCAGCAGCAGCAGAAGCAGAAAGUUCGAGCUUACACUUCGGAGGGAGUGCAGGACCAUGAUAUUUUCAACCUCCCCGGCUCUGACUGGCAACUGCUGGUGGGAUUGACCCUCAUUGCAUGCGUCGUACGAUUAUUCAGGAUCGCUCAGCCCACCAGCGUUGUCUUCGAUGAAGUCCACUUCGGUGGCUUUGCAUCCAAAUACAUCAAGGGCAAGUUCUUCAUGGACGUUCAUCCGCCGCUCGCCAAGCUCCUCAUUACACUUGCAGGAUGGUUGGGUGGAUUUGACGGCGAAUUCGACUUCAAGGAUAUUGGCAAGGACUAUCUGGAGCCGGGCGUGCCCUAUGUUACUAUGCGCCUCUUGCCCGCCAUUUGCGGUGUCCUGACGAUUCCCACCAUGUUCCUGACGCUCAAGGCGGCGGGUUGCCGUACAACCACUGCAGCUUUAGGAGCUGGUCUCGUCAUUUUUGACAACGCCCUCGUUACCCAGUCCCGCCUAAUCCUCCUCGACUCCCCCCUCGUCAUCUUCACGGCCGUUACCGCACUCGCCUGGACAAGCUUUACGAACCAACACGAGCAGGGUCCUUCCAAGGCUUUCCAGCCAUCGUGGUGGUUCUGGCUGGCAGCGACUGGUGUUGGCCUCGGAGCGACCGUCAGCGUCAAGUGGGUUGGUCUCUUCACCAUCGCCUGGGUUGGCAGCUUGACGCUCCUACAACUCUGGAUCCUACUUGGCGAUACCAAAAACGUGACGCCUCGAUUGUGGUUCAAGCACUUCUUUGCCCGCAUGUUCUGUCUAGUGGUCAUUCCUGUGUCAUUUUACAUGGCCAUGUUCGGAAUCCAUUUCAUCUGCCUGGUCAAUCCCGGUGAGGGCGAUGGCUUCAUGUCUUCUGAGUUCCAGUCCACUCUGAACUCCAAGGGCAUGCAAGCUGUUCCGGCUGACGUUGCAUUCGGCAGCCGCGUGUCUCUCCGCCACUGGAACACACAGGGUGGGUAUCUUCACUCUCACAGCCACAUGUACCCGACCGGCAGCAAGCAACAACAGAUCACCCUGUAUCCUCACAAGGACGAGAACAACGUCUGGAUCAUGGAGAAUCAGACUCUACCAAUCAUGCCCGAAGAUUACACUGGACCAAAUCUCACAAGCCCCAAAGCUUGGGAUGGAGUCGGCCCGACCUACAUUGAGGAUGGCGCCGUCAUUAGGCUUUAUCACAUCACCACUGACCGCCGUCUCCAUUCUCAUGAUGUCCGCGCACCUGUCACGGAGGCUGAUUGGCAGAACGAGGUGUCUGCUUAUGGUUACGAAGGGUUCGAGGGCGAUGCGAACGACCUGUUCCGCAUUGAGAUCAUCAAAGGCAAGUCCGACGGGGCCGAGGCGAAGAAGCGGCUCCGGACAAUCCAGACGAAGUUCAAGCUCGUCCACCUUAUGACUGGCUGUGUGCUCUUCUCGCACAAGAUCAAACUUCCCGACUGGGGCUUCGAGCAGCAAGAAGUAACAUGUGCUAGGGGUGGUACCCUUCCGAACAGCAUCUGGUACAUUGAAGGUAACGUUCACCCUUUGAUGGAUGCCGACGCGGAGAAGGUGAAUUAUCGCAACCCUGGCUUCUUUGGAAAGUUUUGGGAGCUGCAGAAGGUCAUGUGGAAGACCAACGCUGGUCUUACUGAAUCUCACGCCUGGGACUCGCGCCCUCCCUCCUGGCCCCUCCUUCAGCGUGGUAUCAAUUUCUGGGGGAAAAAUCAUCGUCAGAUCUAUCUACUAGGGAAUCCAGUUAUUUGGUGGAGCUCUAGUGUGCUCAUUGCGCUUUACAUUGUCAUGAAAGGUCUUGCGGUUCUCCGCUGGCAACGUGGUUACAGCGACUACAGCAACGUCACGUUCAAGCGCUUCGACUACGAGAUUGGCAUGACCAUUCUUGGAUGGGCUUUCCACUAUUUCCCCUUCUAUCUCAUGGCACGUCAGCUAUUCUUGCACCACUAUCUGCCCGCUCUCUACUUCGCCAUUCUUGCUCUAUGCCAGAUGUUUGACUUUGUCAGCUACCGGUUUAGCAUCUUUGGCCUGAAGCAGUAUCCUGCCAUCGGUCAGGCAGCAGCUGUUGGGUUCUUGGCUAUCGCGAUCAUGGUGUUCACGAUCUAUUCUCCUCUGGCCUAUGGCAAUGCAUGGACUAAGGAUGCCUGCAAUAAUGCUAAGCUGUUUGAAAGCUGGGACUGGGACUGCAACAACUUUCUUGCAUCGUACGAAGCAUACAAUUCACAAUCCACCCCGGUGGCGUCGAUACCCGCACCCUCAUCUGCUCCUCCGCCUCCUGUUGCUCCCCAAAUUCCGGUUCAGCAGGAUCAAGCUAAUGAGAUGAAGCAAGAAGAAGUAGUCUCCGAGCGGGCUGCUGUCUCUCCUCCGCCGCAGGGCGCCCCUAAAGAGCUGCCCGUUGUAUCCAAGGAAGAGCGUAUUGAGUACCGCGACGAGAACGGGCGCAUUCUCAAUGACGAUGAAGUAUCAGCACUGGCAGGAAAGGUUAGCUUUAAGACUCGCUACGAGACGCGGACGCGCAUUAUCGAUGCACAGGGCAAGGAGAUCUAUGAGGGCCUUGUGGACGCUCAUGGGCCUGCUGAGGAGCAUGGUGUUGCACCACCUCACCCUGAUGCCGAAGGCAUCAACCCAGAGACGCAGGAGCAAGAGCAGGCUGCUGCGGCUAGCGAGGCUCCGCCUACGGUGGAGGUAGUCGAGGACCAGAAGAAAGAGCAGAGCGUGGAGCAGCACAAGAACGAUGCGAAGCCGGCAAGCGAGGCACAGGCGGCGACUCAGGAGUAACUCUUUCCAUCUGGACCGGAAUCCAAUCGGUGUCAGACGAGAAUGCCUUAUGAAGCCCAAGUGAUGUUCGUUUCUACAUCUCCAAACAUGGGAGAUGAUGUUGGGUGUCGCUCUUUCUCUUUUGUAUUAUAGGGAUAUUGUUAGAAAGCUGAAUUAGGAAGCUUAAAGAGCUGGUGGCGCUGGAUCUGACUGGCAUAUGGACAGAGGGUGGGCUGUAUUUGUGGUGUAUUUGUACAAGUGAAUACAUCCAUCCUAGCUCGUCAAUUUUUGCACACCCUAUGCCGUUGAGCUGGCGGAUAAGCUCGCACAGCAGGUAGGGCAUUGGUUAAUGAGUGUCUUUGCACGAAUACAUGUUAGUGCCUUCGAAUCCUCCCG
Molecule: messenger RNA, 3353 nt
Organism: Cucurbitaria berberidis CBS 394.84
Lineage: Eukaryota; Fungi; Ascomycota; Dothideomycetes; Pleosporales; Cucurbitariaceae
Product: glycosyltransferase family 39 protein
Exons: 6
Coding region: 54-2978 (974 amino acids)
Biological process (GO): protein O-linked glycosylation via mannose
Cellular component (GO): membrane; endoplasmic reticulum
Molecular function (GO): dolichyl-phosphate-mannose-protein mannosyltransferase activity
Source: RefSeq, a predicted model, not a curated record